UCUAAUCCGACCGUCUCUCAUCUCCCUCUCGGCCUGUAAGGUCUCAGUCUAUCACUCGUCUCUCUCACAGUCUCCCUGCACUCUCAGACUCUCUCCGUCGGUGGAGCGUCCCAAGAGUCACCAGAUUCACCACCACCAUCGUCGAUCGCUAUUCGUGGCCAACAUCGUCAAUCAAGAAGGGUUUAAGAUUUUGCUUCAAUACACCCUUUCAUUUCCUUCACUAGACAGGGACUUAAAAGGGCAAAGGAGAUGUCCAGAUUUCGUGCACUGUGGCAAGCCUCUAUGAAUGCUACUAGAAAAGCUCUCACAUGGAACGUCGAAGACUUGAUUCCUCCUAGUGAAAGAUAUAUAUUUAAUUUCAAUUCAAAGGAAGAGCUUAAAAAGUGGCAUCUUUACUCAGACUCUGAAUAUGGAGGUUUGUCUUCAGCGGCUUUGGAAAUUACAGAUGCUGGAAGUGGGUUGAGCGCUACUGGAAUCUUCUCUGGAAACCUCUCCCUGGAUGUUACUGAGGGUUCAAAAUGGAACAUAACUCGAAGUGGUUUUUGUGGAAUGCGAUCUAGGAAGUUUGAUGGCUUCAUUGAUUUGGACCCAUAUGACACCAUAUCGCUAAAGCUUAAAGGAGAUGGAAGAUGUUACAUAUCUACUAUUUAUACAGAGAAUUGGGUCAAUUCACCUGGACAACAGGAAGAUAACUCUUGGCAAGCAUUUGUUUUUGUCCCUAAAGACAACUGGUGUAUAGCAAAGAUUCCUCUGGCUAGAUAUUUACCAACAUGGAGAGGGAAUGUUAUAGAUGCACAGUUGGAAAUGAACCCAUCUAGAAUUGUUGGCAUGUCUCUUUCUGUCAAUGCUGAGGGUGGAAUGCCAGGUUCUAGGACUGGCCCGGGUGAUUUCCGAGUGGAAAUUGAUUGGAUCAAAGCAUUGAGAGCGCAAUGAGCUGUUUUGUAGUUCAGAAAGAGUAGAAAAUAAUGUGGCAGGUUGGCCAUCUGGCCCAUGGGCAAGCCUAUGCCAAACGUACCAGGGCCAGGUCCUCCUCCCCUACUUGGUCCUCCUCCCCUACUUGUCCUUGGAUGAUUGCUGCGACAUAAUGUACGGAAGCUGAAAAUGAAAGACAAUAGUCGAGGACCUUCCAAACCUUUGGACAGUUGGACCACUUGCCUUUUGCUAUCUAUCAGCAAGUCCUCGGCGAAGCCUCGAGACGAGUAAGCAAUUAUACCUUGCUGGUCCCCUAUUCUUUUAACUUGGUUGUUUCCCUACAUAUGAAUAUGAUGCCAUGUGCAUCCUCAUUCUCAAUUACAAGCUUGCUUUGAUUUAUUUAUUUAUUAUUGAGUCUCAUUGAAACAGUAUGAGACAGAGUUUGCAUAGUACAAGAAAACAUGAUACGAGAGAGACAAAGGUCUGAAUGUUAGUAUACUAUCAAAAAAGAUUGAUUUGUUUGACACCAAGAUUU
Ilex paraguariensis (yerba mate) is the source of this 1447-nucleotide messenger RNA. The record is from the annotation of a GenBank genome assembly. Lineage: Eukaryota; Viridiplantae; Streptophyta; Magnoliopsida; Aquifoliales; Aquifoliaceae.